Messenger RNA from Plasmodium gaboni, 1455 nucleotides. RefSeq names its product CPW-WPC family protein. The record is from RefSeq and is a predicted model, not a curated record. The transcript has a single exon. The coding region runs from base 1 to 1455 and encodes 484 amino acids. Lineage: Eukaryota; Apicomplexa; Aconoidasida; Haemosporida; Plasmodiidae.
AUGAAAAAAUUAAACCUUUUUAUCGGAUGUAUAUCCUUGUACACUUUUUUUUUUUGUUAUAUUGCAAAAAUUUCCUGCACAGUUCAGGUGAAAAAUGGUGGAAUUGAAAAUUUGGCUAGUUCAAGUGGACUUUUAAAAAAUGUGUUGAAGCAUUCGCCAAGAAUAAGUGAAGAAGAAAUAAAAGAGAGUGAAAUAAAAAUAAUAAAGAAUGCUCAUGAGGAGGAAAAGAAAAUAUUGGAUAAGUAUGGAGAAUGUUUAAAGGAUUAUACAUUGCCUUGUCCUAAAUAUUGGAAGAGUAGAAGAGAUAAGUAUGGAAAGAGUGUUUGUAUAGCUCCUUCAGAAUAUAAUGGUUUUUGUGAGCAAGUUCAGGCAUUUGAUGACUUUAGUGAGCAUGAGAAGAUGUCAUAUGAAUCUAGUUGUAAUGUAGAUUGGGGAUGUAAAGGUUCAUCUAAAGAAAUAUGUGAAAGUGGAAAAAGAGAUUAUAAUGAUCCAUGUCCUGAAGGAUUUAUUGUACAAGAUGAUAAUAGUUGUAAAGCUGAUAUAAGUGUGUAUCAAGGAAUGUGUAAUAAUGAGAGUAUAAAUUUCACUCACCUGACAAGUUCAGAAAAAGAAAAUUGGAGUAUUGCAUGCGAAGCUUAUUGGCCUUGUUAUACAGAAUGUAUAUCUGAAGAGUAUAUAUCUGAUUGUCCUAAAAAUUGGAAACAAGUAAAUGAAUAUGAUUGUAUACCUGAUAAUAAUUAUAAAGGACCAUGUAGAAAUAUAAAAAAUUUUAAAUAUUUUACUUUGUCUAUGAAAAAAGAUUUUGAAGAGAAAUGUAAGACCAAGUUUGAGUGUAAUAAUAUUUGUGAAAAAAAUUAUGAACAAGAAUGUCCAUUAAAUUGGAAAGUUCAAAAUGGUUAUUGUUUAGCUCCGAAUACAUUUGAUUUAUGUAAAAGAAAAAAAAUAUCCAUUGAAAAUAUGACAAGAAAAGAAAAAGAAAAUAUUGAAAAAGAAUGUUUUGUAUCUUGGCCUUGUAUAAAUAAUAAAAAAAAUACAAACAAAUCAUAUUGUCAAAUAAAUUGGCAACCUGAAUGUCCUUUAGGAUGGAUUAAAAAGGAGGAUAAACAAAAUCAAAAGAAAGAUGAAUAUGUUUGUAUAUUAUCAAAUGAGAAACAAUUAUAUUAUACAGAUGAAAAUAAGUUUAAUUCAUUAAAUAAAGAAAAAUGUACAAAUAUUUUUUUAAAAAAAAAUUCUGAUGAAGUUACAAAAAGGGAAAUAGCAUCUGUUUGUAACACCCCUUGGCCAUGUUUAAAUAAUGAGAAGAUUUAUAUUUCUCAUGAUGUUGUGCAUGAAAAAAAAGAAAAAAAAAAAAAUUUAAAUGGGCCUCUUACAAAUGAGGGGCAAAUAUAUAAAAAUGGGAAGUAUCAAAUAGUGGAGAAUGAAAGAAAUUCUUCUUUAUCUGACAUUAUGAAGUAG